This is a messenger RNA of Insectozyma verbasci, 735 nucleotides long. The record is from the annotation of a GenBank genome assembly. Lineage: Eukaryota; Fungi; Ascomycota; Pichiomycetes; Serinales; Debaryomycetaceae.
AUGGCUUCAAAUCCACCAGGUGCUUGUUGUGUUCAAGGUACUUAUCAUGAAGGUGAUGCAAUUGGUAAACAUCAAGAUUUAUUUGGUUUAGAAACUUAUCUUGUUGGUGAAGAACAAAAUGAUAAAAUUAUAGUUAUUUUAACAGAUAUUUAUGGACAUCAUUUUAAGAAUGUUUUAUUAAUUGCUGAUGAAAUCUCUAAAAAAGGUUAUAAAGUUUUAGUUCCAGAUAUUUUAAAUGGUGAUCCGGUUAAAUCGUUCGAUGAAUUGCAAGAUUGGUUAGUUCAUCAUGGUCCAGAAACUACAUCACCAAUUGUAGACAGUUUCUUACAAAAAGUUAAAACUGAAUUAAAACCUAAAUUUUUAGGUGGUAUUGGUUAUUGUUUUGGUGCAAAAUAUGCUGUUCAAAAUUUAUCAACUCAAGGUUAUUUAGAUGCUGCUGCUAUUGCUCAUCCAUCAUUUAUUACAAUUGAUGAAGUUAAAAAAAUUACAAAACCAAUUAUUAUUUCAGCUGCUGAAAUUGAUCCAAUUUUUACAACUGAAUUAAGACAUAAAACUGAAGCUGAAUUAGCAAAAUUAAAAAAUGUACGAUAUCAAAUUGAUUUAUUUCAUGGUGUCGCACACGGUUAUGCUGUUAGAGGUGACAUAAAAGAACCAUUAGUAAGAUAUUCAAAAGAAAAGACUUUAAUUGAUCAAUUAUAUUUCUUUGAUUCAGUUUCUAAUUUAUCUAAAUUAUAG